CGCUGCCCUUAGAUUGGGGCCCCCGAUCACUGCACUGCAGAGCCGACAGGGUCAUGUUCAUCCCCUGUACACAGUCUCUGGUCAUCUCCUAUACUAUGUCCGCAGUCUCUGGUCAUCCCCUGUACUAUGUCUGCAGUCUCUGGUCAUCUCCUGUACUAUGUCCUCAGUCUCUGGUCAUCUCCUGUACUGUGUCCUCAGUCUCUGUUCAUCCCUGUACUAUGUCCGCAGUCUCUGGUCAUCUCCUGUACUGUGUCCGCAGUCUCUGGUCAUCUCCUGUACUAUGUCCGCAGUCUCUGGUCAUCUCCUGUACUGUGUCCUCAGUCUCUGUUCAUCUCCUGUACUAUGUCCUCAGUCUCUGGUCAUCUCCUGUACUAUGUCCGCAGUCUCUGGUCAUCUCCUGUACUAUGUCCGCAGUCUCUGGUCAUCUCCUGUACUGUGUCGGCAGU
Staurois parvus is the source of this 446-nucleotide messenger RNA. The record is from the annotation of a GenBank genome assembly. NCBI's taxonomy places the organism in Eukaryota, Metazoa, Chordata, Amphibia, Anura, Ranidae.